This is a messenger RNA of Rhopalosiphum padi (bird cherry-oat aphid), 2397 nucleotides long. RefSeq lists its product as uncharacterized. The transcript has 2 exons. The record is from RefSeq and is a predicted model, not a curated record. Bases 102 to 1928 code for a protein of 608 amino acids. Lineage: Eukaryota; Metazoa; Arthropoda; Insecta; Hemiptera; Aphididae.
UGGCGAAUUAAUAUCUCAAUAGCAGUGUAAAAUUCGAACAGUUCCAGAACUCAACGCAUUGGAAUACCACUUGUCCAGACAUAUUGAUUUUAUUCUUCAAGAUGAACUCAAUGCGAUUAUUAAUACUUCUGACGUUCGUUUUGUAUGAAACACAGGGUGCGCCAAGCAUAAAACCAUUAACAUUUUUAAAGUCCUUAAUAUCAAAACAUUUUCAUCCAACUACUGAACAGCCGAUUUUGGAAGAUGAAGUACCCGAGUAUAAAUGUGAACCUGUUGAAGAAGGGGCUCUUAAUGAUGCGGUUAUAGAGUGGAAUCGCCAAGUGUUUUUAGUAAACGAAAAACCUAUUUUAAUAGAAGUUGGAAACGUUGAACCAAUUCAAAAUGUAAACCACGAUGAAGAAAUUGCUGUAAAUCCAGAAAUAAAUCCCGAAGUAAACUGUGAUGGAAAUGAUGAAGUAAAUCUUGAAAUAAUUCCCAAAGAAAAUCUUGGACAAAAUCCUGAAGUAGAAAAUGUGUAUGAAAAAGAUGUAAACACACAAUGGUUAUUAGGCGAGAAUACAAGUGAAAGAUUACCAGAAAUUGAUGUAACUGUUGGUAAAAAUUCAAUCAAAGAUAAAAUUAUUAAUAAAAUCAACAUUAUCAAAUCGAAAUUGAAAUUUAAGAAUCGUCCAGUCAUACCAAUCGUAGAAUCGGUUGAAGAAAACAAUCCUAAUGAAGAAAUUUCUAGCGUAAAAUCAAUUACCACAUUGGAACCUAUCAAUACUAAAACACCCGUCACUACUGUGCAAUACAUCACCACUGUACAACCCGUUACCACUACACAUCAAUAUACCACAACUGUGCAACCAAGCACUUCCGCACAACCCAUCACUCAAGUGCAAUACACUAGUACUGUGAAACCCGAUAGUUAUACGCCCGACGUACAAGUAAACGGUGGAAUCGAAUCUCAAGAACCAAUCAUUACUAUUCCCGCUCAGUAUCAAGUACCUUUGCAACCACAACAAAUCUACAACUCGGACUCACGUUAUUCACUAUGGCUUAAUAACUGUCCACCACCUAUGUCCCAUAAAAUUUGUUUUGGUCAAAAUCCUUAUUACGCACCUAGCCCAAUAUUCGCCAACACGAUGAACGCAAAUCAAUUCACCCUCGAUAGCUUACCUUAUAACGUGCCCGAAUACCAGAGCCAAAAAAUUAACAACGGAUUGACCAAAGUGAUUAACUACAUCAAAAUCGAUGCAACCCAGCCGGUGAAUCAGAUCAAACCUAAUCAAGACGAACAACAGUGGAUUCGAUAUGCGUACGACAAUUCGAAACCCAUUUAUCAAAAUCCAAUACCUUCUUAUUAUGUCUCUCAGGCGGUCAACCCGGAAUCACAGCCAGAGAUUGUAUUCCCUAGCUCCGAUGGGGCAUACUCUACAUCAACUAUGCAACCGAUCAUCGUGUACUCUGCCGUCGACGAAAGUAUACUACCAGUUGGUCAAGUAGAUCAAACACAGACAACAUACAAUUGGGAACCGCUCUUAGAACCAGCAACAGUUAACUCUAAUGUCGAAGGCACCAAAUACCCGUUGCGCGGAGAUAUUCCGAUCGGUGAAGAUUUGAACACCAAUAUCAAUUACGAUCAAUCAGAAGGAGACAGUUCUAAAUACACCCUGAAAGAACGCAGACACAUAGGUCACUACAACGAGUCCAAAAAAAACAAUCAGAAAGUACCGAUUCCAGCAUCAGAAAUUUCUUCGGUUAAACCAGUAUCUGAACGAGCCGAAACCGAAACUCAAACUAAAAACAUUGAAAUUCCCGCAGUCACUGAAACUAAAAUACCGACCACCAAAAUCGUCGAAACGCCUGUCACCAAAAUUGGAACACCUGCAAACACUAUAAACGAAAUACCGUAUCCUAAAUCCAACAACGUCAACAUAGGCGUUUAAUAUAAUAUUCAUGGAUGCCAAAAUUAAAGUGAUUUGAUCAUUAAUUUUACUAUAUUAUGUAAAUUAUCUUAUUUAUUCUGAUACAAUAAUUAUUUUAAAAAAUUAUAUACAUUUAUAUUUAUCAAACUAUUUUACAACUAAACGUUUUCAAGUUCAAAGUAGGCUAAAUAUAUUGUUAUUUGAACAAAUCAGACUGAUUUACAAUUAUGAUGUUUUUUUUAUGUAUAAUUAUAUUAUAUAGUAAACACAAUCUCCAGUUUAAAUAGGCGCCAGAUUGAAAUGCCUCUGGAACACACAAUAGAAACGCAUAAUAAGCCAAUUUUUAUGAACAAUAGUUAUCGUACAAGAAAAACCUCUAAAAAUUCGUUACAGUCUGGCUGAUUGUAUAUAGGCCACUUUAAUUAUUAAAUUAUACAAAUAUGUUCUUGUUGCGUUUUAAAAAUAAAAAAAUUGUUUGAUCAAUAUAAUA